Molecule: messenger RNA, 1574 nt
Organism: Belonocnema kinseyi
Lineage: Eukaryota; Metazoa; Arthropoda; Insecta; Hymenoptera; Cynipidae
Product: WD repeat domain phosphoinositide-interacting protein 4-like
Exons: 8
Coding region: 452-1489 (345 amino acids)
Biological process (GO): autophagy of mitochondrion; protein lipidation; nucleophagy
Cellular component (GO): phagophore assembly site membrane; extrinsic component of membrane; cytosol
Molecular function (GO): phosphatidylinositol-3-phosphate binding; phosphatidylinositol-3,5-bisphosphate binding; protein binding
Source: RefSeq, a predicted model, not a curated record
CGUAAUUAUAUGAAAAUUUAAAUAAACAAAAGAGAUAAAAAUGUCUAAUUUGCAGCUAAGGAUCGUCUUUUUCAAAUUAAAUUAAUUUAACUCUCUGAUUGAGAAUGGUAAACAAGAAAAAUUAUGGUAAACUUGUUAAAUACCGAAUUGCGCAGUACGCAAACAAAGGAUGAAAACAGUCUGAAAGAAUGCAAAAACGUCAAAAAAGUGUAUUUUGCAAAGUGGGAAUCGAUCAGCUGAUUUGACCUGAAUGCUAACCUAAAAGUUGUUUUUGUUUUGAUUGAGCAGGACGCGUAAUAAACGUUUUCGAAAUGGAUUUAAUUGAAUCAGUUGGCGUUCAAGUGCAGUCACUGCGCGGUUAGUGGCUGUCAGUGCAGUGUUUAUUUUAAUUUCUAUUUUGAAACAAUUGUUCUGAUAUUUUUAUCGGAAGACUAAUGAUAAAAACGAUAAGAUGUCAGGUGGAAGAGGGAUUCUUAGUUUACGUUUUAAUCAAGAUCAAGGAUGUUUCACAUGUUGUAUGGAAUCCGGACUCAGGAUAUACAACGUAGAACCGCUGGUCGAGCAAGCACAUUUCGAAAGCGAUUUAAUGGGCAGUAUCGCGAUAGGAGAAAUGCUCUGGAGAACAAAUAUAAUCGCAAUCGUUGGAGGCGGAUCGAAACCUAAAUACGCUGAUAACACAGUUUUGCUCUACGAUGAUCAAUUAAAGAAAUUUAUCAUGGAAAUCACAUGUACCGGUCCUAUUAAAGCAGUCAGAUUACGAAAAGAGAAACUAAUUGUGGCCCUUCAAAGAGAGAUCCAUGUCUUCUCCUUUCCUAUAGUUCGAAGGCUGCUCACACUAGAAACUAGGGAUAAUCCGAAAGGAUUAAUGGAAGUUGCUACCCUUGCGAGUGCACAUAAACAGCUGCUCGUAUUUCCAGGACACAAAAGGGGGAGUGUGCAAUUGGUCGAUUUGAGUACGAGAGAAACCGGAACUUCGAGUGCCCCGGCAACUUUAGCCGCUCAUCAAGGAGCACUGGCUUGUUUAGCAGUAAACGCGACUGGAUCGAUGCUGGCAACUGCUUCUGAACAAGGAACGUUAAUUAGAGUUUGGGACAGUAGCACAAGGAAACUUUUAGUGGAAUUAAGGAGAGGAACCGAUCCUGCCACACUUUAUUGCAUAAGCUUCAGCAGAGAUUCGGAAUAUCUUUGUGUUUCUGGUGAUAAGGGAACCGUUCACAUAUUCGCUAUCAAAGACACGCAUCUUAAUAAAAAAUCCACAUUUUCAAAAAUGGGAUUCCUGGGAAAUUAUGUCGACAGCCAAUGGGCUUUAACGAAUUUUACGGUGCCGCCUGAAAGCCCCUGUGUCUGUGCUUUUGGGUCAAAAAAUUCAGUAAUCGCCGUUUGUAUGGAUGGAACCUUUCACAAAUACGUAUUCACCCCGGAUGGAAAAAAUUGUAAUCGGGAGGCGUACGAUGUUUUUCUCGAUGUCUGCAAUGAUGAUGAUUUUUAAAUUGAGUGAUAUUCCUAGUUUUAAUGACUAUAUAAUUAAUCUAUUAUUUUAGAGAAAAAAAACUGUACAGUCUAUUAAAAACAAA